CAGUUUGUGCCACAUAUCCCUUCCAGAACUUGCCGUGCAAUUACACCGCACAUACAACCCGAGUCCUGCCGCGGACUUGUUUUUUUAUAUAUUUGUUAUUUUGACCGCUGGGAACUUUCUUUCAAAAUCGGAACGUAUCCACUGGCGGCUAACCGCUGACUUCCGACAUCGUUCCCUUGUUUUUGGACGCGGGUAACUUUGGGAGCUCCCGCCGCCAAUGAGCUCGGUGACGCGAGCCUCAGCGGGGAUUAGCCAAAACAAGCUAACGGAAGGAAUAGAAUGCAGAUGUUUGAUCAUGUCGCCUCGACAAAUCACUUUUAGCUUUGCCGCAAGGUUCUAAAAAGCUGACGAAGUGUACAGUUUGAGACUUUCAGCUGGAUUUAUGGAGCGACAUGGACAAGAGGCAUCGGUUGUUUUGGGGGUUAAGGGCACUACGGUAAUAUAGGCUCUGCGUUAAUUAGCCAUUACGGUAAUUAUGUUUGUUAUUUACGCGGGUAAAUAACAACAACAACGAUGAUGCAGCGGGUGUGUUAAGCUCCAGUCUUGGCUUCAUCAAAACAUGUCCAACGCGCAAAGUUCUUAUUUUGGUGUGGACGAUCCGCAGUGGCUAUGUAUGGUCACACUUUUUAUCGCUUCCCUGGUUACCCUGCUACUGUAUUUGGCUCAGUAUUUCCAACUAAGGGCAGCACGGUGGAGGAAGACGGCAGCGGAGGACAAUGCGGCGAAGGAGGAAGCCGCCUCGCUGCUGCGGUGGGCGCUGUCACUGAAUAGCUGGAAGAGUCAGUGGAGAGCAGCGUGGUGCAGCGCUUUGAACGCUCAAUCCAGGGAGAAGAGUGGGAAUCCAUUUCUUCUGACCUUCGAUGAAGAUGAUCUUGAAGCAUCAGAGUUUGUCGUCCAACAAGUGUUCCACUGUAAGAAGUCUGCGCAACAUAAGGCUGCUUGCUGCAGUGUGGUCAGUGACAAGCUGCAGUUUACUCUCCACGCCUUCCCGGCCACAUCUUCUGCUGAUUCUUCCAAAUAUACGGUCUGCAUAUCACCACUGGAGCUGCAGCUUGAUUUGCUGAUGCAGGAAGCUGACGAUGAAGUCAACGUAAGCUGGGGGGUUUCUCACCUGAAGAUGGGCGUGCUGCAAGUGACACCUGCUUCAUCGCAGGACGAUGUCAGCAAAACCUGUGUGGCAGAAGUAAAAGAGCAGUUGAAACAAGUGCUGUGUGCGACUUGUCCUUCUGUUUUAUUGAAUUGCAAGCCUGCUCAGGUCACUGAGCUCAAGGAAACGUGCAAUAGAGUGUUCUCACCCCCUAAACCCCCCCGUGCCCACGACUGGAAACUGCUGGUGAAAAACAUUUGUGUGGCGCUCAAUCUGCAGGAAGAUGUUGCAGGCAGCAUCAAUCCUGUAUGUGUGCUGCAGUUAGAUGACCCUCCACAGAAGUUUAAUACGUCUGUUUUAAAGAACACAACCAAUCCUGCAUGGGACCAUCCUUUUGUUUUUGAACUAAACGGACAAUCCAAAGAACUCAUUAUUCAGCUGAUGAAUGAUGCAUAUCAGCAUAAGGACAGCCUUCUAGGCCAGGUGUCAGUGCAUUUUGACCUCGUUAAGAAGCAGCCUAAGGGACAGCAAACAUUUUCCCUCAUGACCAAAGAUGUAAAGACUGGAUCACUUACUACUGAUUUUACCUACCUGGAUCCAAAUGAGGUGCGCUCCUGGCAGCCCCCGACCCCAGCUUCCACCAAGAGGGUAGAGAUGGACCGGACAGUCAUGCCCUGUGGCACGGUGGUCACCACCAUCACUGCAGUCAAGAGCAAACCAGGUCGACUGCUCCCUCCAGGACUCAGCAUUGAUUCUUUACAAAAAGCACUGGUACACAAGCCGAAGCUUUCAGAGCGACGUGUUUUAGAGCAGACGUCCCUGCUAGGAGCUACGGUUAGCAAGGUCUUGUCUUCUUCGGACACCGAGUUGCUGAUGCUCAACGGCACUGACCCGGUGGCUGAGGCCGCCAUCAAACAACUGCACCAGUCUGCCAAGCAGAAGCUCCGGUCACCUGUGAAGAAGAGUACCAUCAUCAUCUCCGGGAUUGCAAAAACACCAAUGUCCCAAGAUGAGGAGCUGGCUCUGAUGGCAGGCUAUGCAGCUGCCAUGGACGCCUCAAUGUCAGACGGGAGCUCCACUCAGGAUGUGACCACAGCGAUCAUGUCAGGGAACAGCAGUCCUCCAGAGAUGUCCGAACACGAGGAGGGGCCAGGUGGCAUGGGCGGUCCCCCUGAAGACUGGGAGAGUCACACUGGAGAGGACUUGAACCACACCUCACUCUCCAUGUGCGUGCCAGAGGUCAGCUGCAAAAAGAGAAGAGGCAGUUUCCUACGUAAGAGCGCCAAGCUUUUCUUCCGGCGGCGACACCAGCGCAAGGACCCCGGGAUGAGCCAGUCGCACAAUGACUUGGUGUACCUGGAAUCCGCCGCAGUUGUAGAGCGCGCCAGCAAGACCGCCACGCUUAGCCGCAUGCUGAGCCGCAGGAGUAAGAGCAAAUCCAACGGUUCGACCUCCACUGGACAAGCAACCGAGUGACAACUUCAACAACCACCACCUCAAACACACACUUUUUCUUCUUCUAAAGGCUGACCUGCAUUCUAUAGACUCUGCAGGUGUGUGAGUGGGCUUUAUUUUUGCAUGUCUUCUCAAUGUGCUUUUAUCCAUCUUAUGAAAAAAUUCCUUGGUGGCCUUGAUACGGACUGAAGAGGCCAAUGUGGGCCUGCAUCUUCACCUUCCUGAUGCUGCGUGGAAAAAGGGUGACCCAUCCUUGCUGUGAUUCGUAGCUUUCCUGUGGUGAGUCAACAGGACCAAAGAUGCUAGUUGUGUGAUUUGCACAGUUCCAGUACCUUUUUCUAUUUCAGUGCAAUGGCAGAAACUGCUUGUGUGUCAGAGAGACUCCUGUGUUGUUCCAAAUAGUCACAAAGGGACAUAAUAUUUCAGUGCAAGUGAGAGUGAUAUGACUACUUCUGGACAUUAAUAGUAUGAAUUAUGGUAUUUAAACAACAGUGUCGAUUACAGUGUUUUAUUUUCUUCAAGUUGUAUUCCAAGAGGUGUGAGUGUGUUUGAUAAGCACACACAGUAAGAAUAUCAAGCAAACAGCCUUGCUGAUUGAGUGGUAAUGAAAUGUAAUAACAAGGUGAGUGGGAAUUAAGGUGAUCUCAAUUACAUAUCAACAUCAGUGUCAAAGAUAUGCAAGAUGAAAAGACACUGGAUAAUGUAAGACUUUAAACAAUUCUCAUGGAAUUGAAUCGAUCGCAACUGGACUGUCCAGGAAGAUGUGUGGCCUCUCAUCUGACAGGCUUCAUCCGUUCAUCAGCUUUAGCCUGAGGGCUUAGUGCAGGAUCCACAGUAUUUAUCCUCUAAGGCAGGGAUGUCCAAACAUUUUCCACUAAGGGCCGCAGACUGAAAAUUUAAAGCAUGCGGGAGGCCAAUUUUUUUUUUUUGUUUGUUUUUUUCAAAACCAGUACUGUACUAUAUAUAGAUAUGAUUUCUAGGAAAACCGCUUACAUGUUAGCUUUGUAUUAUUAGUGUCAACAUUGAAACGUGUUCCCGCUAAAAUACACCUGUUUGCUCUUUUAUUGCAAGUAUGUUUCUUUUGUUUCCUAAUAGCAUUUUUAGAAUUUUCCGGGGGCCACACUUUGGGCAUACCUUAACUAGAAUGGUUUCACUCUUUGGACGGUUGUUGGGCUGGAAUCUCCCUUGUCAGUAUUUCCUAAUAUGGGGAUUCAUAUGGCACAUAAAACAACACUACACGCACGGCGUGUUCCUUUUUUCUUUUUGCACUUUGGGUCUGGCAUUAAAUACAAAGCGCCACAACUCCCCUUUCUGAUUGGUCAUUUCAUGUCACAUGACAAAAUACACUAAUAUUGGCUUGUUUUGUCUAAAGACUGAUCUUCAGAAGAGUCACUUGGGAUUGGCUCUGACCAGGAGACACUCUGCGUUUAAAAUUACUAAUCGGAAAGGAGGGGAGUUGCCUGUCCCUAAGUACCAAAAAGGGUGAAACAGUAUGCAUGUGCACAAACACACAUUUCAUGGCUUUUAUGACACUGUUUUGAUGCCAUAGAUUCCAUCCAAACGAUUGUUGGCUGGCAAUUUUCACUCUAGUGUAUUGUUUCUUAACAUCUGUCGUUUUGCGCCACGAAAAAGUAAAAGCAUGCUUGUUGGGGCUUGUCUCAGAUCCCAUUGUACUGCGCCUUGUUUACAUUUUCUGUCAUGGCGUCCUACACUGGCGACCAGAAAGUAGAGCUGUUCUAGCCUCUACCUGCUCGUCGCACUAAAGAGACUGUCAGUGGUGUAUAAGGACAUUAAAUACCACAAGAGACGAGGAAAGGAAGUAUUCUCUGCAAGCUGUUCCCAGCAACUUUUUUGUGUGUGACACGAGUGUGCGAAGGAGAGGCCGCGCAGGCAGAAAACAUGAGCUCCUCACGACCAGGCCUGCCGGACGUCCGCCCUGAGUACGCUCAGACAUAUGCGGACAAAAAAGAGCUGGCAAAAUAUAAGAUUAAAACACCAGAUUUUAGGAAAAAAAACUCUUAAAAACUAGUGAAUUAUCUGUCCAUGCAGCUAGUUAAUUUUACUUGAUAAGACAUCCUAAAUUAAGAUUUAUAUAUUUAAGUUAAAGUUAAAGUACCAAUGAUUGUCACACACACACUAGGUGUGGUGAAAUUUGUCCUCUGCAUUUGACCCAUCCCCUUGUUCACCCCCUGGGAGGUGAGGGGAGCAGUGGGCAGCAGCGGUGCCGCGCCCGGGAAUCAUUUUUGGUGAUUUAACCCCCAAUUCCAACCCUUGAUGCUGAGUGCCAAGCAGGGAGGUAAUGGGUCCCAUUUUUAUAGUCUUUGGUAUGACUCGGCCGGGGUUUGAACUUAGAGAUAGGCUCCAGCGACCCCGAAAGGGACAAGCGGUAGAAAAUGGAUAGAUGGAUAUCUAGAAAUUAGCAGGACUUUUAAGAUGGAAAUAAGUUGGUUUUUUUUGUUGAAAACUAAUAUUAUUCAACUCGCAAUACUUAAAUUAAGCAUCCUCCGGAUGCUGUAGAAUCUUUAAACAAGAUGUAUUUGAUGUGUGGGAAACCAAAUGAUCUUAAUUUAAUUGUUAUUUUCUCAAUUUUAACAAUUUAAAACUAAAACAGACAAUCUAAUUAUUCAUGCUAAAAUUAAGAUUAUUAAGUCAAUGACUAAAAAUAAGUAAAUAGGUGUUAAAACUAGGGAAAUUGCUCGAAAUACAGUUGUAAGUCUAAGUCUAAAUCUUGGCAUAUGGCAAAAAAAAAUGUUUGUGUGCCUGUGUAUGUUUGGGUCUUUAGAACAGUGGUCCCCAAUCUUUUUUAGACCAAGAACCAGGUGGGAGGGGACUAAGAACAGUACGAAUAACAAUCAUAGGGGAAAACAAUUACAGCUUAUAAAUUGUAUCACACCAAAAUAAGAUCACCCUAAUGCAGAAUAAGCUCGCUGGCUGGCUUACUGUAACGGUGCGAUAGUGUGACAAAUGGGCUAAAAGAUGUAUUUGUGGCCUUUGAAUUGAACCAUGGGAGCACUGCCUGAUAGGAUAAAUACUGUGGAACCUGCACCUUUGGACUAGAGCUGUCCUAGUAUUUGAUUGACAAACUGAUGACGCCUGCUCCGAGACAACCUGAACAGUCCAGGUGUGAUGGAGUCAAUGACCUGAUCAAUGAGACACAAUGUGUGUGUUUGAAAACUGUAUGCAGCAUUUAUCCAAGUCUUCCUCAAAGAUGUUUAACAGACUAAAUCAACCAGCACAGUAAGUUGGUUUUGUUGUGUUUACUUUUUAAUCAUCUGAUUACUAGUCCUGUCUGUUGUUGUUAUCUUCAUGCGGUUUUAAACACGUUUAAAAAGAAAUCCGGAUAACGAUUGCAUCUUGAAGUAGCUUCAUUGUGCAGUAGCGAUACAUGACGAUGCAAAGCAGCAACAUGCAGCACUAAGAUUGCCUUACAGUCGUGCUAGCACACGUCUUGUAUUAUAGACUUGUUGUUUCUUCCCUCAGCUGCUUUGCUUCCAUGCACAAUGCCUCGUCUUAACGCCUACGCACAGAUGAAAAUUGCUACUCGAGACAAUUUGAUACUAGUACGAACAUUUUACAAGUGCAAAUCCAUGACAACACUCUUCUACUUACUUUAAGAAUUGUAGUAUCAUAUUUACAAUGCAGUUAAACUAAAAGGGCUACUGAGUUUUUUUUGUUGGCUUUUUUCUGCACCGAAACAGAUCAUCUGUACUGUUCCAGAAUUGACCUGCAGUUUUAACAGAUUCAACAAGUCAUUUCAUUUUCAUCAAUAAACUCUCAGACUGUGGCACGGAUUAUUUGUCUAGUUCUUAUAUUUAAAACUACACUUUAUCCAUCCAUCCAUUUUAUACCGCUUGUCCCUCUCAAGAUUGCACGGGGGCUGCAAAUUGGUAUGGGAAAUAUAUGGUAUGCCCUUUUUUUUGUCAUUGCACAAGUACAUUAGACAAACAAACACUGUACAGGGAGCAAAACAGGAACUGUGAACUGUAAAAGGUGGGAAAUAGGCAGACGCCAGGGGAGGAUGAGUAAAAAAAGUUGAUUUCAGACUGGGCUCCUAUUGGGCCAGUCUGGAGUGAGAAAAAAACUCCAUAGCAAAGCCCAUAUAAAUAAUACUCAAGACUUGCAAUAAAAGAGCUCAGCAUCGCAUUCACUUUUUACGUCGGAUGAAAAGAGCAUGGCUCCCUCCCCCCGUUCUCACCACAUUCUACAGAGGCACUAUAGAGAGCC
Entelurus aequoreus (snake pipefish) is the source of this 6766-nucleotide messenger RNA. Its product is annotated as C2 domain-containing protein 2. The record is from RefSeq and is a predicted model, not a curated record. Lineage: Eukaryota; Metazoa; Chordata; Actinopteri; Syngnathiformes; Syngnathidae. The coding region runs from base 560 to 2563 and encodes 667 amino acids. The transcript is spliced from 13 exons.